AUGCAGGGUCUCUCAUUCACGUUCAGUGCUGCCACACUCUUCUUGGUCCUCUGUCUGCAGCUGGGGAUCAUUGAAAGCCAGGAUAAUAAAAAUGUUCGAAAGCCAAUUUUGUUUGACCUACAUGUUCCAUCCACAGCAGAGGCAAAUCAGGAGAUCAGUGUGAAACUUAAACUUCAAACACAAUAUGAAGAAUGUAUGGAGGUCAAAGCUUACCUUUUAAGUAGUGUACCUAUGGAAGGUGCCUUCAACUAUACACAAACACAUUGCCUCUGUAAUGAUCAUACUAUCACCCUUUUCUGGGAUUUUGAAGUCAUAGAAACUGUAAAAUUUGCAAUAGUUCUUAAAAUUGUAAAUGAAAAGAAUAUCUGCCCUAAUGAUUUGGCAGUUUUGCCCAUCAAAGGAGACCAGUACCUUACUUAUCGUACUGAGUACACGAAUUAA
Mus caroli (Ryukyu mouse) is the source of this 441-nucleotide messenger RNA. Its product is annotated as prolactin-inducible protein homolog. Gene Ontology annotation, cellular component: extracellular region. Gene Ontology annotation, biological process: regulation of immune system process; proteolysis. Gene Ontology annotation, molecular function: aspartic-type endopeptidase activity. The record is from RefSeq and is a predicted model, not a curated record. NCBI's taxonomy places the organism in Eukaryota, Metazoa, Chordata, Mammalia, Rodentia, Muridae.